AUGCAGUUCUUAAUAUUUCUCACUUUAAUAGGCUACAUACAAUGUGCAAAGAUUAUAGCCCUCUUCGCUCAUACGGGCAAAAGUCAUCACAUGGUAUUCGAGCCGCUUCUAAGGAAGCUUGCCCAAAAUGGCCACCAUAUCACAGUCGUGUCAUUUUUCCCGCUCAAAGAUCCACCAGAAAAUUACCAGGAUAUUAGCCUGCAAGGCAUCGCUGAUGUCGGAGUGGAGACCUUCGAUUUAGAAGCUAUAGAACAAAGCUUAGUCUAUCACAUCCCAAUUUUUGGGGAAGUCCUAAAGGAAACUGAAAGUAUGGCACCAUUUGCCGAAAUGGCGGUGGACAUCUGCGAAAAGGUGGUAAAAUGGCCUACGUUGAUUAAAGCUUUGAAACAGCAAUACGACGCUGCUAUAGUUGAAGUUUUUAGCAGCGACUGCAUGCUGGGACUGCUGCACGUAUACGGUAUCCAUGUACCCAUUGUGGGGAUAUCGUCAAGCAAUUUGGUAUCAUGGGCGUUUUCUCGUCUCGGCUUAGUUAAUAACCCCGGCUAUGUACCGAUUGUCAGCGCGCCGUGGACUAGUGAAAUGGACUUCGUUCAAAGAAUGCAGAACACACUUCUGGCAGCUCAUAACUACUUCUGGUACUAUUAUGGGGUUCAAGAGAAGGAACGAGGAAUUAUAGAGAGAGGUUACAAUGUGUCAGUGCCGCUAUAUGCCUUGUCUUUGAACUUUACUGUGCUGUUGGUGAAUACGUACCACGCGUUGAACGGUGUUCAGUACUCAGUGCCUGGUCUUAUUGAAGUUGGUGGUAUGCAUCUUAUCGAUAGCAGAAGGAAGUUGCCUCAGCCUCAGUUUGACCCGUGUAUUCGUAUUAUGGCGAUGCGCUAUAUAAUUUUUAUUGGCGUAGCCAUAGGCUUUGUAAAUUAUGUUCAUACGUCGAGGGUGCUGGGCCUCUUCGCCCACACAGGCAAGAGUCAUCACAUGGUCUUCGAGCCUCUGCUGAAGAAACUCGCAGAACGCGGCCACGAAGUCACAAUUGCCUCCUUCUUCCCCCUCCAAACCCCCAUGGCGAACUACACAGACGUAAGUCUUCAGGGUAUCGCCGAUAUUGGGGUGGAGACCUUCGAUAUCAGCCAGGUCAGAGAUUCUGGAUUUCUAUCCAAAAUACCGAUAUUAGAAGAACUUGUCAAAUUAAUUACAACGCCAGCUUCCCUGCCCGAUGUGAUCGGAAUUUGCGACAAAGUUGCAGUAUGGCCGCCGCUUAUUGCUGCUCUUAAAAAAAACUACGACGUUGUGCUGUUAGAGAUGUUUUUAAGCGAUUGUAUGCUCGGUCUAGUACACGUGCACGGGGUGGAAGCUCCAAUUGUGGGUUUAUCAUCGACCACUAUGAUACCUUGGGCCAAUAGUCGUAUUGGUCUGUUAAACAAUCCAGCGAUUGUACCUAUGGGGUUCGCUCCUGUCCAUCGAAGUUCGCUGCCAGAGAGAAUGCUUAGCACGUUUCUAUACGGAAUGAUGUCACUCGUGAAAUUAUAUUUCGAGUAUCAAGAGAGCGCUGUACUCCAAAAGCAUUAUGGUAUACAUGUUCCCCUUGGUGAAGUAGCACUGAACACAUCUUUGAUUCUGGUAAAUGCGUUUCACCCUUUGAAUGGUGUUAGAGAAACUGUUCCGGCUGUAGUGGAAGUUGGGGGAAUGCAUUUGGAUCAUUCAAGGCAGCAACUUCCAAAGAAACAUUCAAUGACUGAUUUAAUAUAG
Molecule: messenger RNA, 1746 nt
Organism: Leptosia nina
Lineage: Eukaryota; Metazoa; Arthropoda; Insecta; Lepidoptera; Pieridae
Source: the annotation of a GenBank genome assembly